AUGGCCGAUGCGAACUUCUCCCGAUACGCACAGCGCGCAAACGACAGCGCCUUCCUCAUCGCCAUCAGGGCUCUUCGGAGAGAAAUGGCGGCGUACGAAGAACAGCAUCCACCGGCAAUGAACGAGGAGCGAAAGAAAGCUGUAGCCGCAGAGACAACCGCCUUCCUUGGCGAGUUCGAGGCGUCUCUUAUGCAACUUCAACGUCGGGAGAUAAGCGAGGGUGGGCAUGAUUUGAAAGGUCUCAAGCGAGAAGAGUUUGGUGGAGAAGAACAGGCGACCAUAGCAAGGAGAAGUAGGGAGAAGAAGAGUAAGGAUCUUGUAAAGGGUCACAAGCGAGACGAGUUCUGCGGCGAAGACCCGGCGGCAGUGGGAAGAAGGAACAGGGAGAAGAAGAGUAUGGAUGUUGUGAAAGGUCACAAGCGGCAUGAGUGUGAUGGUGAAGAGCAAGCGACUGUGGGAAGAGGCAGCAGAGAGAAGAGCAUGGGUGCUGCUACCUGUGCAGAGGUGCGGAAGGGAGAAAAGAGCGUACGCAUUGAGAAGGAGAGCUAG
Pseudocercospora fijiensis CIRAD86 is the source of this 549-nucleotide messenger RNA. RefSeq lists its product as uncharacterized. Bases 1 to 549 code for a protein of 182 amino acids. The record is from RefSeq and is a predicted model, not a curated record. NCBI's taxonomy places the organism in Eukaryota, Fungi, Ascomycota, Dothideomycetes, Mycosphaerellales, Mycosphaerellaceae. The transcript has a single exon.